CACGCGGGGUCCGGCAGCAAGAGCCCCCAGGCGAGGCAUGGAGCCCCCCCCCGAGUGCCCGCAGGAGACCCCCGCCCUCACGGAGGCAGCCGCCGAGUUCCUGAGCCUCAUCGGGCCGGAGGAGCUGGAGCGCUGCCUGUUCGCCGAGACGCUGGAGGUGGUGGCAGCGGGCGGGCGGCCAGGGGAUCAGCCGAGGGGCCAGUGGUGGGUGGCAGCCAGGUGGGCACCCUACGAGCGGGCGGGUGAGCCGGUGCGGAGCUGCCUCCUGGUACAAGGCGGCUCCCGCGGCAGGCAGGACGGCGUGCCCUUCUCCACCGCCCUCAAAGCCUAUGUGACCCCACAGCUGGAGACCCUGGAGCAGGAGGAGCUGGAGCAGGUGGAGCUCAAAGCACGCCCUGUGGAGAGGAGGACCCACAUGGUGAGCCACCAGCAUGGGAUCACUGUCACCAAGACCCUCCGGGAGGGAGAGGAAGAGACGCAGCGCUGGAGUUUCUCUUACAGCAAGGCAGAGCUGCAGGGACUGCUGCCAGAGGGUGCCAGCCUCCUGCUGCUGCGGGUGCUGGCGUGCCAGCGGGCAGUGCCCUCAGGCCUCGUCUUCCCAGCCAUCGACACUGAGGGCCACCUCUGUACCUCCAGCUACUGUGCCCUGGGCAUCCAGCAGCAGGUGGUGGGCUCGGUGGAGGCAGAGGUGUUUGUGAUCGAGCGAGCCGUGGUCACCGGCACGGGCAUCUCCACCGUCUGGCACAGCAGCUUCCUUCGCAGCGGGUACGGAGGGGGGUCUGUUGGGGGCACCGCCAGCCCUGCCAGCCUGGCAGGGACCCAGGAGAGGGUCACCAGUUCUUCCUGCAGGCGUUUGGCCCGGCUGGUGCAGGUUGGUUGCCCAAUGCUGAUGCUUCUGCAGGAUGAGUCCAUCCUCAGUGAGACAGGCAGGGUCAAGCCCCGGACCCCCUUCCCCAAACAGCCCCUGGACUGGGAGGAGGACAUCCAGCUCUACUCCUGGUUCCUGGACAGGAAGGAGGAACUGCAAGCGUCCCACACCGCCUACGUCCAGCAGCAUCCCGAGCUCCAGGCGCUGCUGGCUGACUUCCUCCAUGCCCUGCUCCUCCAGCAGCCCCAUGACCCUGUCUCCUUCGCCGUCCAAUUCUUCUCCUUCCAGCACCCCCCUGGGACCCCCUUCACCUCCAGGGCUGCCAGCCCCCUCCCCAGCCCCCUGCAUGGCCACCCUCCAGCUAACAGGGAAUAAAGCUGCCAG
This is a messenger RNA of Grus americana (Whooping crane), 1252 nucleotides long. RefSeq names its product ciliogenesis associated TTC17 interacting protein (gene CATIP). Lineage: Eukaryota; Metazoa; Chordata; Aves; Gruiformes; Gruidae. The record is from RefSeq and is a predicted model, not a curated record.